This is a messenger RNA of Danio rerio (zebrafish), 1425 nucleotides long. Lineage: Eukaryota; Metazoa; Chordata; Actinopteri; Cypriniformes; Danionidae. The record is from RefSeq and is a predicted model, not a curated record.
AUUGAGACUUUACUGUAAGUUUAUUGAUUUUGAAGACCGAAAAUUAGAUUUUAUCGUAAGUUUAUUGAUUUUGAGGACGGAAACUGAUAAUUUACUGUAAAGGCAUUAAUUUUAAUAAUUGAAAUUGAAAAUUUACUGUGCAUACAUUGCUUUUAAAGAUCAAAACUGAAUCUACAGUAAAUGCACUGCUAUUGAAGAGGAUCAAAACUUUUCAAUUCAACCAGAUUUGGUGCACUGAUUAAAAUGUUUCUCCUGAGGCAAAACAUCUCAAAGCAGCACACAAGCAGCGAUGUCAUGCCAAGAAGUGGAGUGCGAAAAUCCAAUACAGAGGACUCGAAGAGACAACGCAAAGCCAGCUGCAUGGAGAAUUUAUCCUCGGUGGAGCGAAUCCGCAAACAGGCCACCAAACACCUGGGCUUCCGCACGCUCAGCCUGGCCAUGCGCGGUCUGGAGGAGCCGCCGGAGGAGCUUUGGGAGAUCCUGGAGCUCCAGAAACUCAAUCUCUCCUUAAACACACUCUCCACUCUUCCGGCCGCUGUGGGGAACCUGCAGAACCUGGUGAUCCUCAAUCUGUGGGGGAACGAUCUGCUGGAUCUGCCGCCGGAGAUCGGCCGACUGGUGAAUCUACGGGUGCUUUUUGCACAUAAAAAUCGGCUGACGGACGUCCCAGAGGAGCUCGGACACUGCAGCAAUCUGGAGGUGCUGAGUCUGGCCAACAACCAGAUCAACGCGCUACCCAACAGCCUGUGCAGCCUCCGCAAGCUCACCAAACUGAACCUGAGCCACAACCGCAUCCAGCACAUCCCAGCCUGCGUCUACAGCAUGCGCGGUCUGCAGUUUCUGCAUCUGGCCAACAAUCGGCUGGAGAAUCUGGCCGAUAAGAUCCAGGAGCUGCAGAGUCUGAAGAUCCUGAUCCUGGAGCAGAACCUCCUGCAGGUUCUCCCCCGAACGCUGUGCUGUCUGACCGCUCUGGAGCUGCUCAACGUGGACCACAACGAGCUGCAGAGCCUGCCGGAGGACAUGCACAGGCUGCGGCGGCUGCAGAAACUGGCCUGCCACCCGCUGGAUAAAGGGCUGCAUGUUGUCCACAACCCGCUGCUGAAGCCCAUCCGAGAGGUGCUGCAGGACGGUCUGACGGGGCUCUACAGCUACCUCAAACCUGCAUGAGGAUUGAGAAAAGCUUCAUCGUGGAGUUUAUCAGUCCUCUACUCAUCUGCAUGCUGUGUUUAGCAUGUGUCUCUUAUUUAACACACCUGAUUUAGAUAACCAGCUCAGUGGUAGAGGAUUUAUGAUUAAUGCAUUGUUUUCGAAAAAAAAAACUAAAGUGAGAAUUUGCUGUAAAUGCAUUGAUUUUAAAAAAGAAUGAGGCAGAGUUUACUGUAAAUGCACUGAUUUUGAAGAAUAAAACUGAGAAAUUACUGUAAA